AUGUCGAAACGAGGAGCUCAAGGUGCCCAGGGGUCCAAGGACGACGAUGGUGGUUUUGGAAUCGGCACUCCCGAUGAAAAGCCUACACAGGCGACAGCUGCUCAGCUAGCCAGAAGAAAAAUCAAGAGUGUUCGCAGUCGUCGAGCUCCGACACCCACAGCUGGCGGUGGCGCAUCUGAUGCAGGCUCAUUCAAUCCUUUCGCGUCCGCUGCUUCGGCUCCCGCUCCCGCCCCGGCCCAGUCGACUGGGUUCUCCUUCGGCCAGACCCAGAGCCAAAGCCAGAGCUUCCCCGGGGCAACACCAGGGACAGGUCAGGGUGGAAUGUUCUCAUCGGGCACUAAUGGUCAGGCGGGUGGUCAGGCAUCAUUCAGCUUCGGCGGUGGCCCAACCUCGUUUGGUGCUCCACCAGCCAGCAAUCCCUUCUCCGUAGACACAUCGUUCGGUGGAAAUUCCCAGGCGGGCACAAAUGGGUUCAACUUCGGCGGGUUUGGUGCUGGAGGCGGAGGAACUCAGACUGCCCCGUCGUUCGGUGGGUUUGGAGCCCAGCAGAACACAAGCACACCCGCAAGCAAACCAGCAAGCUCCGGUCUGUUUGGCCAAUCCACCGCACACAUUACUUCGCCUGCCGAUGAUAGCAUGCAAACAUCACCAGAUACUAAGCCCAAGGGCGCUUCUAUCUUCGCAGCCAAGCCACCCACAGGAGGGUCUGCGCCUGCCAACCCAUUCGCCAGCCUCUCAGGACAGAACUCCAACAUUUUCGCGCCGAAGCCAGCCUCCACAGAGCAGGCCGCCGCUAGUUCCGCGGAGCCCCAGCCUUUCAAGCCUCUCUUUGGAGCUCCUGCGGCUUCAAAACCAGACGAGGCGAAAUCAAAGCCAGCUGUCAGCAACCCAUUUGCGCCAAAACCAGCUUCAGACGGAGCGGCGGCGAGCAAUCCAUUUGCGAACCUCUCAGGGCAGUCCAGUGCCAACUUGUUCGCACCAAAACCGGCAGCAGAGCAAACUCCCGCCAAGCCUGCCGAGGUAGCCAAGCCUUUCAGUGGUCUUUUCGGGUCAACCUCGACUUCCAAGCCAUCAGAGCCUGCUAGUAAUCCAUUUGCGCCCAAGCCAGCCACAGAGGGAUCAGCUGCGAGCAAUCCAUUCGCGAGCUUAUCCACCUCAAAGGUCACCGGAACCGAAAGUGCGGGAAAAGCCGCUGAGACACAGCCGUUCAAGCCUAUGUUCGGCACACCGGCCGUAUCGAAGACAUUGGAUGCAGGAAAAGAGACCAAUGCAUCUCCUGCGUUUGGGAACAUGUUUGCCACUCCCAAACCAGCUGCUGAGAAUGCGGCUUCAAAGCCCGCUGAGACACAACCGUUCAAGUCCCUCUUCGGAACACCAGCACCAGCGAAGACAACGGAUGCUGGAAAUGAAUCGAGUGCUUCGCCGGCAUUUGGCAAUAUGUUUGCAACUCCCAAACCAGCCACCGAGAAUGCUGCCCCCAAGCCUGCCGAAAACCAGCCGUUCAAGUCAAUGUUUGGAACACCAGUGACGUCGAAGCCCGCAGAGGUCGAAAAAGAGCAGCCAGGCACGAGCAACAUCUUUGCACCUAAGGUCACAGAUGAUAAGGAGACUCCUGAGCCUGCGAAGGCUCAGCCAUUCGGAUCAAUGUUUGGCGCAUCUUCUGCACCCGCCAUAUCUGGAGAAGAACAAAAAGCUGCAACACCUAACAAUCCAUUUGCGAACCUUUCGGGACAAAGCUCAUUCAGCAGUCCAUUUGCACCCAAAACAACAGAACAGACGAUUGCUCAGGCACAACCGUCCGCGUCUUUGUUCGGGUCAAGUACAGCAUCGAAGCCUGAAAAGGAGCAACCAACACAGGAAGUAGAGAAAAACAACACGGGGUUCAACAAUUUCACGAGUUCAUUCUCAAGCUCUCAGGCAACCAGCCAACCCCCCCAACAGGAAGAUACGACCCUGAACGGAACACCACGCGCGUCUUUCUUUCAAACGCCAUCAACAGAAGUAGAAAGUUGUUUACCUUCCUCUUCCUUUUCUUCUUCUUCUUCUUCUUCUCUCCCAUCCUCUUCAACUUCUAUCCCUACUAUUUACCCUUAUGACAUUUCCAACACCCGCAGUGUUCAAGAAGCCGACAGUCUUUUCCCCCAAUCUGCUAAGCCUGCUUCAAUUGAAUAUCCCGAUAUGCCGCUCAAAAGCGCGUACCCCCCAAGCAAGUCCGGCCACCCAGCCGCCGGCGCGGCGUACAUAAAGUUGUGUAUGUUGACGGAGGCGUUCAAGCAACAAGUCGCCAAAUGUGAUCCUUGGGAGCAUAACAUUGACGAAGUCCUCAUUCUUUAUGGUGAACUUCGCCGUGAACUUGGUAUCCCUAUUGGAGCUAUCGACCCCGCUGAAGAGUCCCGCCGUGCCGGCAUCAACCAUGCCGAUGCUGUCAAAGAAGGUCACCCUGCCAAGCAAGCCGUGCCUCCCAGCCCUUCAACUUUUACCCCUCCUCCUAUUUACCCUGGAAAAAAGGCCGACACUCCUGCCAACGCGUCAUCUGGUGCCUCUGACACUGCCAACAAGUUCAAGCAGUCUUUCUCGUCGCCCAGUGCCUCUUUGGCUUCUGCUGUUGGAUCGUCUACUCCUGCCCCAGCUUCCGCCGCAGUGAACCCUUUCGCUCCUGCGGUGGUUCCUGCUACCAACGCGCUUGCUACUCCGGCCGUCAUUGCUGCGGAAUCAGCUGGUGAUACUCCUGCAGCCCCUGCUUCCAACAUUCCUAUGUUCAGCAAUGGCACUGCUAGCUCUUCCUUCAACGUUCCUGCGCCCGCUUUCUCCAUGCCCAAGUUUGGUGGUGACACGAACGGUGCUACAUCCAGCGCCCCCAAGCCUGUCUUUGAAAUCCCUAAGUUUGGCGGUGGUGCUGGCGGUGGCAGCACUGGUGGAAUCGACUUUAUGUCUCAGUUCAAGGCAAACGCCGAAAAAACCGCAGCUGAGGAGAAGGCCAAGAGAAAGGCAGAGGAUUUCGACUCUGACGAAGAUGACGAGGCUGAGUGGGAGAGAAAGGACGCCGAGCAGCAGCGUGAGAAGCGUGCCAAGCUUGAGGCAGCCUCCAGCAAGCGCAGCGUCUUUGUCCCUGGUGAAGGCUUCAAGCUGGUCGAAGCUGAAGCUGCCCCGAGCACCUCCGCCUCCACCAUGCCCAAGCUUGGUGGCGACAUGAAUGGUGCUACAUCCAGUGCCCCCAAGCCUGCUUUUGAAAUCCCUAAGUUCGGCGGUAGUGGUGGCAGCACCACUGGUGGAAUCGACUUUAUGUCUCAGUUCAAGGCAAACGCCGAGAAAACUGCAGCUGAGGAGAAGGCCAAGAGAAAGGCCGAGGAUUUCGACUCUGACGAAGAUGACGAGGCUGAGUGGGAGAGAAAAGACGCCGAGCAGCAGCGUGAGAAGCGUGCCAAGCUUGAGGCUGCCUCUAACAAGCGCACCGUCUUUGUCCCUGGCAAAGGCUUCCAGUUCGUUGAUGCGGAAGCUACUUCGAAAACCCCCGCCGAGUCUACCCCCAAGGCUCCGUCUCCCGCCGCCGCCGUUGAGCUUACCUCAAGUGCUCCAGCUCCAUCCGCCCCCCUUUUCGGCUCCAGCAAUGCUCCUUCUUCCUCCAAGUCCCUCUUCGGCUCAAGUACCACGUCAGCUUCCACUGGGCCGGUAUUCGGAACCGCCCAGCCUUCACCGGCAUCUGCGUCUCUUUUUGGUGCUAAGCCUGCUCAGUCUAACUCGAUGUUUGCCCCAAGUUCAACUUCCUCGUCCACUUCCUCUGUUUUCGGCAGUGCCCAGCCACUUCCCGUGUCGCAAAACAUCUUUGGUGGACUCCAGCAGACCGCACCUAAGCGAAAGCCCUCGGCCGACGAAAGCGACAAGGAGGAUGAAACACCUUUCAAGAAUAGCAAAGCAUCUGCCCCCGCUUCUGCUGCUGGAGGUGGUCUGUUUGGACGAGUGUCGAACCCGGCUACACCUGCUCUGACACCACCCGUCCAGACCCCAUCUCCCGUCAUCGGCCCCUUCACUAUUCCUCCUCCUGCCGAGAAACCCUCGGUUGCGACACCCCCAGCCGCCUCUGAAGCAGCCUCGACCGCUGUGGCCACCACUGAAGACGGCGAGGGUGAGCCUGGUGAGUUCUUCAACUUGACCCAAAGCAACGUGGGCGAAGAAGAGGAAAACGUCGAGUUGGAAGUCAGGGCUCGUGCUUUCAAGCUUGAUGGCAGCUGGAAGGUUCAGGGUACCGGUGUCGUUCGUCUUCUGAAGCACCCUGUCACUGGACGCGCUCGUAUCGUCCUUCGCACCGAGCCCAGUGGAAAUGUUAUCUUGAACGCCCUUUUGAAGAAAGAAUACAAAUACGAAGCCACCAAAGGAAACAGUGUUCAGGUUCUUCUCCCAGAUGAGAGCGGAAAGUUUUCGCAGUGGGCAGUCAGAGUGAAGCCGGAAAAUCUUGAUAAAUUCUUCGCCAAGAUCAACGAGAUCAAGUACUAA
This is a messenger RNA of Penicillium soppii, 4491 nucleotides long. RefSeq lists its product as uncharacterized. The record is from RefSeq and is a predicted model, not a curated record. Lineage: Eukaryota; Fungi; Ascomycota; Eurotiomycetes; Eurotiales; Aspergillaceae. Bases 1 to 4491 code for a protein of 1496 amino acids. The transcript has 2 exons. Gene Ontology annotation, biological process: intracellular transport.